This is a messenger RNA of Jaculus jaculus (lesser Egyptian jerboa), 2984 nucleotides long. RefSeq names its product forkhead box L1 (gene Foxl1). The record is from RefSeq and is a predicted model, not a curated record. Gene Ontology annotation, molecular function: RNA polymerase II cis-regulatory region sequence-specific DNA binding; DNA-binding transcription factor activity, RNA polymerase II-specific. Bases 58 to 1098 code for a protein of 346 amino acids. Gene Ontology annotation, biological process: cell differentiation; anatomical structure morphogenesis; regulation of transcription by RNA polymerase II. The transcript has a single exon. NCBI's taxonomy places the organism in Eukaryota, Metazoa, Chordata, Mammalia, Rodentia, Dipodidae.
CCGGGGUCGCCGGCGUCGCGGAGAGCAGAGCGCACGCCGGGCCGGCUUUCGCUCGCCAUGAGCCACCUCUUCGGUGCCCGGGUGCCCGCUCUGGCCGCCUCGCCUCUGCUCUAUCUGUACGGUCCCGAGAGACCCGGGCUGCCCCUGGCCUUCGCCCCUGCGGCUGCGCUGGCGGCCUCGGGCCGGGCAGAGCCCCCGCAGAAACCACCUUACAGCUACAUCGCGCUCAUCGCCAUGGCCAUCCAGGACGCGCCCGAGCAGAGGGUCACGCUCAACGGCAUCUACCAGUUCAUCAUGGACCGCUUCCCCUUCUACCACGACAACCGCCAGGGCUGGCAGAACAGCAUCCGCCACAACCUGUCUCUCAACGACUGCUUCGUCAAGGUGCCCCGCGAGAAAGGGCGGCCGGGCAAAGGCAGCUACUGGACGCUGGACCCACGUUGCCUGGACAUGUUCGAGAACGGUAACUACCGGCGGCGGAAGAGGAAGCCCAAGCCGGGCGCCGGGGCCCCGGAGGCCAAGCGGGGCCGCGCAGAGCCGCCCGAGCGCGCUGAUGCCCGGGCGCGACAGGAGGCGGGGAGCACCGCCGGGCGCCUGGGCCCCGCGUCCCCGCGCGCCGAGACAGCCGCCCCGCAGCUCCCGGAGGAGGGUUCGGCUGGGUCCGCGCUCCUCCACUGGUCGGGACCCGAGGCCCGGCGAGAGGACGCGGACGACGACGCCGACGCGGUCCAGGGCGCAGCGGCCGUGGCGGUCGGCCGGCCCGCGAGUUCGGUGGAUGGCUCGGGGUCCCCCCCGCGCCCCGCCUCCCGCAGCUCUCCAAAGAGCUCCGACAAGUCCAAGAGCUUCAGCAUCGACAGCAUCCUGUUCGGGAGGCAGGGCCAGAAGCCAGCCUCAGGGGAUGAGGUCCCAGGGGUCGCCAAGCCCGGCCCCGGAGGGCUAGGCGCCUCUCUCGUGGCCGCAUCCCCCGGCCUCAGGCCGCCAUUCAACGCUUCGCUGAUGCUGGACCCGCACGUCCAGGGCGGUUUUUACCAGCUGGGAAUUCCCUUCCUCUCCUAUUUCCCUCUGCACCUCCCCGAAACCGUGUUCCACUUCCAGUAAAGCCGACCUCUUUGUGGCUCUCGCUCUGUGCCUGGCAAGCCAAGGUUCCCUCCAGCCUGGGAGGGUAGGAGGAGGCACGAGGAUCUCUACCUGGGUCGAUGUGCGAAUUUUGGGCGGUGUUGCCAACCUCCGCGCACAGGUGGGCGCGUCCGUCUUCCUCCUAAGGACACUUAGCCAGCAACAAAGGGCAGCUUUGUCGACCAGCUCCGGAGGGGGACGAGGGCACCCGCUGCCAGCUCAGCGUUCCCUGUCGCCAGACAAUUUUUUGGCUUCAGGGCGGUCUAGAGGCCUGAUCUUCGCUGUCCUACACAGGUCCGGUGUCCUGGGCUUCGGAGGCCUUUGCAAACCACUAGGGCAUGACUUACUCAGAGCCUUAGCCUGUCGGUCCAAGGCGUUGGCUUCCAGCCCAUCUGGGUGGUGGGAGUUGGCAUUUGAGUUUGCCCCACAAGGCCAGUUUCCAGGGACCCAGGAGUCGUCCCUGUGCCUCAACAUCUCGUGGAGAUACAGGCCUAGUUGUCAUGCGCAACUGAGACUAAGAGAACCAACCGACCAAGAGCAGUAGUGACUUUAACUCGAGGAAAGUUCUCUGGGCAGACAGUAAAAGGAACAUGCUCCGUUCUUUGCUGGAGCACUUGGGCUCUCUUGGCUACAAGGAAGAGCAGCUUCUGCUAAGAUGGGAUCUGUGUGAUGUGGCAUCCUGGCGCUUCUUGGUACCUGCGCUCUGCAGCACCUGUAACUCAGAAUGGCCGCUUUCCCAGCUUUUGCUUUUGUUUCAAGGCAUCAAAAAAUUUCAGGGGACUCGGGAGGCUUAAGGAGGGAGGAAAUAGGUCUCAAAAUCAGAUUUUUUUUUUUUUUUAAGAACUGAGUUUGGUUUUUCAGAAUCAUGUAAGGAAGGGCUACAUUUAAUCAGCAAAAUUGGAGGAAGCCAACAAAAGGCAGGUUGAGAGAGACAGAGAGGUGAAAGCCGGAGGUGGGGGUGGUUGUCUGAGAGGAUGGCAGAGCGCACAUCAGCGUUGAUGGACUGUUCUUAGGGACACCCGACCUUCUGCAAACUAGCCAGAAACCUGGCUCUCACUCCAAGUCCUACCCGACAGGCCUGGAUCCUUACAUUAAAUAAACACCAUAAAGAGGUGACUGGAAGUCUGGGUGGGGGUGAUGGUAGCAACAAAGAUCUGAUUAAGAAAAUUGAGAGUUUUCACAUUUUUGGUCCAACUUCAAAAUACACCCAGACUUUUCUGGCACCUCCCUUUGGGCUCUCUGGCCAUGAUUUUUUCAACUGCUAAGGAGCUUUUAUGUGGUAUAUAGGAGGCACAAAUGUCAUGAAUGCUCAGAGGAAGGCUGGGAGGGGGCCUCAAAAUAAUCUUUAAACUAUUUCCCAAGAGCUGGACAUAGUGGCUUAUAUCGAUAGCAUUUGGGAGACUGAGGCAAGAGCAUUGGUAUGAGUUUGAGGUUAGCCUGGGCUACAUCGUGAUUUCAAAAGCAUAGACUGCAGAGUGAGACCCUGUCUCAAACAACCAAACAAAUCAACAAAGAAGCAUUUCCCAGGGCUUAGCAUACAAAUGAUUAAGAACUCUCCAGAAGGCUUGCUGGUCAGGGUGAGAAAUGAUGUUUUAUUGUGAUACUUAUUAAUGAUUUUGUCCCCAGCUGGCUAUCUGAAAAUUCCCUUACGGCCACGCUGACCACAUCCCCAGUGCCAGGAUCAAGGUUAUACCUGGUCUGGUAGAAAGACCAAGGUGAGCCUUCAGUCUUUGAUUGCAAGAACUUUGCUGAGACCGCAAAGGAGUCCAGCACUGUGACUAACUCAAAAUGUAGCGAAUAGGCUAUUAUUGGAUAUUUUGUUAUCCCAAACUCCCAGCCUCUGUGAAUAAAAGUUGUUUUGUUGUUAA